AUGCACCUCGCACACCGAACAGCAGAGGUCAGGGGCCGGGACAAGUCUCCUUGUCUCUCCGUCACCAACCAUUUCGGCAAGCACAUCCAGAAGCGCCAGCUUGACAUUCCCGAGUAUGCAGCCAGCUUUGUUGACUACAAGGCUCUCAAGAAGCUCAUCAAAAAGCUGAGCGCGACACCCAUACUCGCAGCUGUUACUACCGGCAGCGAUCGAGAGCGUCUACAGGACUCGCAGGCCUCGUUGCAGGCCAACAGAGCGACCUUCUUCUUCAAGCUUGAGCGGGAGCUGGAGAAGGUCAACAUCUUCUACCUCCAGAAGGAAGCCGAGCUCAAGCUUCGACUACGCACUUUACUGGACAAGAAGAGAGUCCUGCAAUCACGAGCUACGCCAGCAUCCAAGUUAUCCUCGAGCUAUGUUACACUGGACGAAGGCUUCCGUCUGUUCAGCAACGAUCUGGACAAGCUCCAACAGUUCGUCGAGGUCAACCAGACCGCAUUCUCCAAGAUAUUGAAGAAGUGGGAUAAAAUAUCAAAGUCGCGAACGAAGGAGCUCUACCUUUCCCGCGCCGUCGAUGUACAGCCAUGCUUCAACCGCGACGUCAUCAGCGACCUUUCCGAUCAAGCGACGACCGGCCUGCUUGAGCUUCAAGCGUGGGCGGAAGGCGAAAAGAUCGCGUACACUCCUGCUGUCGAGCUUGAGCGCAAGACUCAGCCAAUGGGCCAAGAUGAAGAGCUUGAGAACCAAGUCUUGCAGGCGAUGAAUGCUGGCAACGCUGGAUUGGUCAAAGAGUGGUCCUCGAGAAUCGCAGGAAGUCAAGAGGCGAAAGAGCGUGUCAGUAGAGUAUUCGUGAAUACAGUCAAGACCGCAGCGCAGAGCACACAGGAAGCUCUCUACCAGACCGAUCUGGUGGACUUCAACUAUGCGGACCCUAUCAACGAGCGCAAUGCGAUACAUGAGGCAGCAGUCAGCGGGAGGAUCGACGUACUCCAGGUCGCCCUGGCCAAAAGUGCAAACAUUCGGGCUCCUGACGUCUACGGACGACUGCCGCUGCACUAUGCGUGCAUGCAUGGAAGAGUGGAUAUGGUCAAGAUAUUGGUUGAGACUGCGCCCGAUACCGUGGACGCGAAGGAUCUGGACAACUUCACACCUCUUAUACACGGCAUCGUGCAUUCGCGACCAGAGUGCGUGCAGGAGAUGCUGCAGUAUGGCGCCGUGGUCAAUGCUGCAGGAACUGCGGAUCACAUUCCUCUCAAUUUGGCUUGCCAGUAUGGUGCGGCUCCUAUAGUGCAGCAGAUACUGCGAUUCAGGCCACAGAUACUGCCCGAUGCAGAGGGACUGUAUCCACAACAUCUGGUAGCUCGCUUCGGUCGAGAUAAUGCGAUUUUGACGAUGCUCAGAGACUUUGGCGUAGAUCUGGACCAGCCGGACAAGCUGUAUCAAUGGACACCCGUCUUUCACGCUGCAUCGGAAGGCCAUCUGCCUUGCCUGAGGCAGCUCCUCGAAUUCAAUGUUGACCCGACAGCUAUCGACGAGAAGGGUCUAUCCGCAAUGUACUACGCCGCGUGGGAAGGCAAACUUGACUGUAUGCAACUUCUCGCUCAAGCGGGUGCCGCGACGGCCGGCAGCACAACAAUACGGAACACCAUCGAUGUGCAGAUGGUCGCAGGAGAGCCCCCAUCAGCGCCGAUGACUGGUGGCACACCGGCAAUGACCAUUUCGGACGUAGAAGCCAUUCCGGACCUCAGCCUGCCACCUCCAAUUAUUCCCCUUAGACGAUAUGGCCACAAUUUCUUGGACACGACGAAGACUUUCAUACUCUUGUCGUUUGAUGCGCUUGCUGGCGAAGCCAUUGAGUUCUACGGCGAUAGCAAGUACCCAGCUGCACGCCUCACGAUCUCCUCAAAGUCAUCCGACUUGAUUCCACGGAAUCUACCACUGCCAAUCCAGGACGACUUCAAGAAUAUCUCCUUCCAGAUCGAGAAUCUCGACACAUUCAGCAUCGACUUCGACAUCUAUCCCACUUUUGGCAGCAAGGUCAUUGCUCGCGCGGCUGCAUCGAGUCGUGUGUUUACCAGCAAAGCUAGUAGCUCUGGUUUAUGGCAUUUGGAGCUGUUCGAUCCACGUUUGAGAGCAAUUGGAAGGCUCAGCUUCCGCUACCAGGUCGUCACGCCCUUUCACGGCAUCCCACUUGAGAUUACGCACUUCGCAACGUACUGGAAGGCCACCAGCCAGUUCUCGGAGAAUCAUCCAAGCAAUCUGAUCACCGGAAGCAGCUUGUCGGGCGACUUCAUGAGACUUUUUGUACAGGUGACGCUCGACGGUGUCCCCGUGCUGUACAACGACUGGGCAUUGCCAAGCAGCAGAAACGAUCUGAUAAGCAGGAUGACCUAUGCCGAAUUUGAGAACGCUGGACUGGACGCAGGUCGAGGACGUGGCAUCAUACAGGGUCUCGUUGGCUCCGGUAUCGAUCGUGGAAACCUCUCCGCAGUACAGCGCCAGGUCGCUCGGUCCUACGCUUCGCUGGCUGAUGUGUUGGCUCUAUUGCCAUCUGAUCUGCACAUUGAGAUACAUGUGUGCUAUCCCAGCCGAGCAGAUGAGGACACCUAUCAUCUGGGUGCCACGCAGAAUAUCAACGUGACCGUCGACAGUGUGCUCAAGGUCGUCUUUGAUCACGCGAGACAAUUGCGCGAGGCGAAGGAUACGCCCUUGAGGAAUUUUGCGUUUUCAAGCUACAAUGCUGAAGUGUGCAUGGCUCUCAACUGGAAGCAGCCGAAUUACCCAAUUUUAAUCUGCAACGAGCUCGGCGUAGCGCCUUCUACUGCCAACGCACGUCGCCCCAGCUCAACACCAAACAUGGUCACAAACUGCGGCCGAACCGACAUGUCCAUCAAGGAAUCCGUCCGCAUCGCACAGAGUAACAACUUCAUGGGCUUAAUCUGCACAUCACGCCUUCUCGAUCUCGUCCCAGCGCUAGUCUCAUCCGUCAAAGAAGCUGGACUGGUCCUCAUAUCAGACUACUCACAUCACACUCGACCAGCAAGCCUGGUCAAUCUGCCGAAGGGCGUCGAUGGUCUGCUGCAGGAUAACGCAGUCCUCCGUUUUAGGGAAGCGAUUGAUCAGUAG
Fulvia fulva is the source of this 3123-nucleotide messenger RNA. Its product is annotated as Ankyrin repeat protein nuc-2. Bases 1 to 3123 code for a protein of 1040 amino acids. The transcript is spliced from 8 exons. The record is from RefSeq and is a predicted model, not a curated record. Gene Ontology annotation, molecular function: glycerophosphocholine phosphodiesterase activity; protein binding. Gene Ontology annotation, biological process: glycerophospholipid catabolic process. NCBI's taxonomy places the organism in Eukaryota, Fungi, Ascomycota, Dothideomycetes, Mycosphaerellales, Mycosphaerellaceae.